CAAGAAGCGAGCAGCAGAGCUCAGCGUUUGGAGCGAGAUGAUGAGCAGCAGCAGCAGCUUGGUGUCCGCCAUUUCUGCGUCACCGUCUGCCACUGCAAAAGCUCGCCUUCGUCAUGACGAUGCAGCAACAGCAACAGGAGCAGCAGCAGCAGCAGCAGUAGCAGCGAGGCAGCUAAAGACGGAGCAUGGCGGCUGCUGCUGCUGCCGGAGCAGAGGCCGGGCGGUGGUGGCGAGGGCGGGGCCCGGGCCACUGACGGAGAUCGAGCCCGACCUGAACGAGGACCCCAUUGAUAAGUGGCGCACCAACGGCGUCAGCCCGGACGACUUCGAGUAUGGAGUGUAUGAUGGUCACCACACAUAUAAUGAAACCCAAGAUAAGAAGGGCUUUUGGGAGGAUGUCUCUGAGUGGUACCAAGAAGCUGAACCUCCUCAGGGCUUCCAAGCACUGAUCUCCUGGUUGUUUCCUCCUGCAAUCAUCCUUGGCAUGGCCUUCAAUGUUCCGGGGGAGUACCUCUACAUCGGCGCAGCAGUGUUCGUCGUCGUGUUCUGCGUUAUCGAGAUGGACAAACCGGACAAGCCACACAACUUUGAGCCGGAGAUCUACAUGAUGGAGAGAUCGGCUCGCGACAAGCUCAUCGCCGACUACAACACCAUGGACAUCUGGGACUUCAACGAGAAGUACGGCGAGCUCUGGGACUUCACCGUCGACAGAAGAGAUGAGAUUGUGAAAUCGUCUUAGAUAUGGUAUUCAGAAAUGGGGGGUCACAUUUGUUAGAUGCAGCUGCAGAAACAGUUCAGAAAAUCAGAACCACUCCAAAGAAAAGCAGGGUGGCAAAGCUGCAAGAUGAGUCUCUUCAAAAUAAAGAACUUUGAGAUGAAAUGAUGUGUGUAUGGAUCAUCUCAUCUACUGUAAGGCCUGCUUUCUAUGUCUCUGACAGUCUCAACUCUGAAGUUCUCAGCCAGGUACAAAAGGAGACUGAAAAUUCUGUCAUGUGUAUUUUGUUUUCCCCCCAAUGUAAUGGAGAAAAUCCUGUGAAUGACAUCACUAAUUCAAUAGAUAUAUAUAGUAGUAUAAUGGAAUAACUUUGGCAUCAGCCUCCAAUAUUAUCAAUAUGUAAAAGAAAAGGAAAUAUCAUUCUUUUCUUGUACAGGAAAAGGAAUAAAGGGAACCUCACAGCUGUUCCUUUUUUGUA
Oryza sativa Japonica Group (Japanese rice) is the source of this 1193-nucleotide messenger RNA. Its product is annotated as photosynthetic NDH subunit of subcomplex B 5, chloroplastic. The record is from RefSeq and is a predicted model, not a curated record. Gene Ontology annotation, biological process: response to oxidative stress. Gene Ontology annotation, cellular component: chloroplast. NCBI's taxonomy places the organism in Eukaryota, Viridiplantae, Streptophyta, Magnoliopsida, Poales, Poaceae.